Messenger RNA from Branchiostoma floridae (Florida lancelet), 1408 nucleotides. Its product is annotated as lithostathine-1-alpha-like. The coding region runs from base 9 to 932 and encodes 307 amino acids. The record is from RefSeq and is a predicted model, not a curated record. The transcript has 4 exons. Lineage: Eukaryota; Metazoa; Chordata; Leptocardii; Amphioxiformes; Branchiostomatidae.
AUGAUUGUAUGGCACAUCAGACAAGCUGUGGGUAUGUCCGAUGUGGCAGCUCUGACCAAUACCGCUGUGGCCUGAUCUACUCUCCCGGAUACCCGACUGCCUUUCCUUCUUCAGUCAUCUGCUUGUGGACCAUCGACGGUCCGAGCGGAAGCUACGUCAGCUUAGUGCUACUGGAUGUAGAUUUGCCCGGAUAUUUAGGAGGUGCCUGCACCAGCCGUGUGCUGCAGAUCAGGGAUAGGUUCCUGACGGUAGGCUGGAAUACGAUCCACGGGCUGUGUCGUGGUGAAAACGAGCAGAGGCUCUUUGUUUCCAGCUCCAAUGACAUGCAGUUGGCCAUGCUGGCGACACGAAGUGGUGGUGAUGUCGGCGGCACUCGUGGAUUUAUGGCAACGUUCAACAUCAGUACGUUCAUCGCCAGCGGUCAGGUACAAAACCUUCCGGAUGAUGCAGGGUUCAUUUGCCCAUGCGGCUGGCAUUUGUUCCGUCGAAACUGCUACCAGACCUUCCUGCACAACGUACCAGUCAACUGGAAAGAGUCAGACGCUAAGUGCCGAGAGGUUGGUGCCAACUUGACCAGCGUCGCUGACCGACAGGAAAUGGAGUUUCUGCACCUGCUUUUGGUCACCAACGUUGUUGUGAAGCGUAUUGCUGAUCCGAAACUUUAUAUAGGUCUGUACGACAUCUAUAGAAAUCGAACUUUCGCCUGGACAGAUGGUACCCCCGUGACAUUCACGGACUGGUCGCCUGUGGAUAUCCGCACUGGGUUUCCACAACCAGAUGGGGCUGACAUCAACUUCUGCGUUGCCAUAGUGAUGAAAAACGUUUGGGGUACUGACCAAUGGUAUGACGUGGCUUGUGACGAACGAGACACUAGAUCCUUCAUUUGUAAGGGGAAGGCUGAACGAGUGACCCGCUCAGGAAAUGAUGUAUAGACAUAAUGUUGUCACGAGGGUCGCUUAAAACGUUUGCCAUCAUUUAUUUAACUUAACAGAUGUCAGACAAUGUGAAUGGCACAUCAUAUGAGGAUGAACUGAACUGAACAGAUGUUAAUCACAGUACAAAUGUGAUAGAAUUGAUACGAGAUAACAAAAUUUUAAUAAAGAUACAUGUAAGUAUGAUCAACUCAUCACUAGCCUUGAAAUAGAAUUACAAGAAAGAAAAAAAGAAAAUACAUGCGGUAAUGGCAUACUCAAGAUAAAUAUAAAUGGUAUAUCAAUGGUGAACAACAGUUCAUGUUUGAGAAAUGUGAUUUUAGGACAUCUAAGAAAACUCUUUAAUUAAUCCGAACUGGUAGUACAUAUGAUAGGACGGGGACACCGGGCUGUUUGACUAAGUUGAGGCCUUGUCUUGUGAAGUUUCAGUAGCUACCAUGGCUGUUAUGUAAGAACAUUACUGAUAAGUGAACAUA